This is a messenger RNA of Aureobasidium musti, 1275 nucleotides long. Lineage: Eukaryota; Fungi; Ascomycota; Dothideomycetes; Dothideales; Saccotheciaceae. The record is from the annotation of a GenBank genome assembly.
AUGUCCUCCGACUCAGGUUCGGCAACGACCGCAACCCCGGAUCGCAGACGCAAUGGCUAUAGGGAGUGCGACGACCCAGAAAGGGCAAACAACGCCAAUGGAUCCAAUGGCACCGAUGGCUUCCCACCAGAGGUAGUCACAUGGCGAGAUCGUAUCGCUCACUUCACCUGGCCCUGGUUUGCUUGCACAAUGUCCACGGCAGCUGUCGCAGUGGUCAUAGGCAACACACCGAACAGGUUUCAUGGCCUAGACACCAUCGGUAAAAUCUUCUUCAUCCUGGCUCUGGUUCUCUUUAUCGCUUUCAACGCUCUGAUCGCUACACGAUUCAUUCUGGUACCGGAAAAGUUCCUCGCUUCACUUCAUCACCCGGUCGAGUCACUUUUCUUCGGAAGUUAUUGGGUCACGGUUGCUCUUCUUCUCACCUGUAUGCAGCUUUACGGUGCGCCGAGCGUUGGACCCUGGCUCAUCAAGGCCCUUGAGAUUCUCUUUUGGAUGUACAGCGCUACGGUAAUCAUUGUCGGCGUUUUGCAAUACUACGUGUUGUUCCAGCUGGAGCGUCUCAAGGUCAACAAUGCUAUGCCUGCCUGGAUCUUUCCAAUUUAUCCUCUGCUUGUGGUCGGCCCCUUGGCACAAACUCUGGUUCCGUACCAACCACACUCCGCCGCUACCAAGAUCUGGUUUGGUGCAAUCAUGCUACAAGGCGCUGGAUGGUGUGUCGCUCUCAUGAUGUACGCCAUCUACACCCAGAGAUUGAUGGUGAGUGCACUGCCGGACCCCUCCACCAGACCUGGCAUGUUUGUCAGUGUAGGGCCAGCUGGUUAUACUGCACACGCCCUCAUCUCCCUCGGUCGGCAAGCUCCCAAAGUAUUUGGUGACAGUGAGCUGUUCGGCAUUACUUCGCUUCCAAUGGGAGACGUGAUCAAGGUCAUCGGCAUCCUUGCGGGGUUCUUCGUAAUCCUGUUUUCCUUCUGGUUCUUCUGCGUCUCCUUAGUUUCGGUCAUUGCUGGUGUCAAGCAGAUGUCAUUCACUCUGAAUUGGUGGGCAUUUGUAUUCCCUAACGCUGGCCUCACCCUUGCUUCAAUUCAGACUGGAGCUGCUUUGGAAAGCGCGGGCAUCAACGGUGUAUGCAGUGCCUUGACCAUCGGGCUGGUCAUCAUGUGGAUUAUCACUGCGAUUGCAAACAUCCGAGCUAUUUGGAAAGGAGAAAUCAUGUGGCCUGGGAAGGACGAGGACAAGACGGAGAAUGGUGUCAAAUGGGGAGCGCAUAUUGCAUAA